Molecule: messenger RNA, 768 nt
Organism: Aplosporella prunicola CBS 121167
Lineage: Eukaryota; Fungi; Ascomycota; Dothideomycetes; Botryosphaeriales; Aplosporellaceae
Exons: 1
Coding region: 1-768 (255 amino acids)
Biological process (GO): glycerol catabolic process; glycolytic process; gluconeogenesis
Cellular component (GO): cytosol
Molecular function (GO): triose-phosphate isomerase activity
Source: RefSeq, a predicted model, not a curated record
AUGUCAGCUCCAGCGCGCCCGCGCCGCAUCGUCGGCACCAGCAUGAAGAUGUAUUUCGACCUACCCGAAACUCUCGCCUACAUCAAGGGAGUCGCCGAUCUCGCUGCACACGCUGAGGGUGCCGACGUCGACCUAUUCGUCAUCCCCGACUUUGUUACCAUCCUCGAGGCUCGCAGGGCCCUGCAAGACACCUCGGUCAUCCUAGGCGCGCAGGAUGCCUUCUGGGAGGAUGCCGGGCCGUACACGGGCGAGGUCUCCCCGCUGGUCCUUCAGCAAGCCGGCGCCAAGAUUGUCGAAAUAGGCCAUGCUGAGCGCAGGAGACUUUUUGGCGAGACGAACCACCAGGUCGCCCUGAAGGCAGCAGCUGCCGUGAAUAACGGCCUCAUACCGCUAGUGUGCAUCGGCGAGAGAAAUCAUGGCUCCAUCGCUUCGGCGGCCGUUGGAAUGGCGAUCGAGGAAUGCCGCCCGCAGGUCACGUCGGUACUGGCCGCAGUCCCGGACGAUUCUGAGGUCAUACUGGCGUACGAGCCCGUUUGGGCGAUUGGAGCAAAGGAACCGGCAAACGCAGACCAUGUGGUUGCAGUGACAAGGGAGCUGAGAAAUAUGACCGCGAAGAGAAGAGGUACAACCAGGAUCCUCUACGGUGGGAGCGCUGGGCCAGGAACCUUUGCAAAGCUUGUAGAUGGCGUCGACGGACUUUUCUUAGGAAGGUUUGCGCAUGAUCUUGCAAAUCUGAAGCAAGUCAUAACGGAAGUUGGGCAGUCGUGA